This is a messenger RNA of Cryptomeria japonica (Japanese cedar), 483 nucleotides long. Its product is annotated as ATP synthase subunit a, chloroplastic-like. The record is from RefSeq and is a predicted model, not a curated record. Lineage: Eukaryota; Viridiplantae; Streptophyta; Pinopsida; Cupressales; Cupressaceae. Gene Ontology annotation, biological process: proton motive force-driven ATP synthesis. Gene Ontology annotation, molecular function: proton transmembrane transporter activity. The annotation marks the transcript as partial. The transcript has a single exon.
CGGUUUGGCAAAGAAGAAUAUGGUCCCUGGGUUCCUUUUAUGGGGACUAUGUUUCUAUUUAUCUUUGUUUCUAACUGGGCAGGUGCUCUUUUUCCUUGGGGAAUUAUUAAAUUACCUCAUGGGGAAUUAGCCGCACCUACAAAUGAUAUUAAUACUACAGUAGCUCUAGCUUUUCUCACAUCGGUAGCUUAUUUUUAUGCAGGUUUUACAAAGAGGGGUUUAGGCUAUUUUGGUAAAUAUAUUCAACCAACCCCAAUACUUUUACCAAUUAACAUAUUAGAAGAUUUUACAAAACCUCUAUCAUCGACUUUUGGAAAUAUAUUAGCUGACGAAUUAGUAGUUGUCGUUCUUGUUUCCUUAGUACGUAUAGUGGUACCUAUACCUAUAAUGUUCCUAGGAUUAUUUACAAGUGGUAUUCAAGCUCUAAUCUUUGCAACUCUAGCUGCAACUUAUAUAGGCGAAUCCAUGGAGGAUCAUCAUUAA